Molecule: messenger RNA, 1837 nt
Organism: Schizosaccharomyces octosporus yFS286
Lineage: Eukaryota; Fungi; Ascomycota; Schizosaccharomycetes; Schizosaccharomycetales; Schizosaccharomycetaceae
Product: monooxygenase Coq6
Exons: 1
Coding region: 228-1637 (469 amino acids)
Biological process (GO): ubiquinone biosynthetic process
Cellular component (GO): mitochondrion
Molecular function (GO): FAD binding; oxidoreductase activity, acting on paired donors, with incorporation or reduction of molecular oxygen, NAD(P)H as one donor, and incorporation of one atom of oxygen; 2-octaprenyl-6-methoxyphenol hydroxylase activity
Source: RefSeq, a predicted model, not a curated record
AAUUGAAUUCUAAAAUGUAAUGAGUAAAUUCAGUCUUACCAAUUAACUCCCAUUAAUCACUUAAACCAAGUACUUUGUCCUACAAGCUGACACUACUAACAUACGAUUACACAGAACCUUACAACAUCGAUAUGUAUUAGAUUGGAGAACUAACCGUAUAAAGAGUUUCAAAAGUUUAAGCAUUGUUUAAAGACUUUUAUCAUUUAAUAAUAUUGAAUCUUGUCACGAUGCAAUUGUCUAGUGUUGCUUUACGAAUUUCACCCAAAGGUAUUCGUAGGUUUGCUUCUCAGUCGAAUAUAUCAAAAUCGGAUUAUGAUAUUACAAUCGUUGGAACUGGUCCCGUUGGACUGGCCUUAGCUGCGGGAUUACAAACUAAUCCUUAUACGCGGUCAUUAAAAGUAGCUAUCUUAGACAACCAAAAUACUAUGAAGAUUCAAGAUUGGAAUCCCACUUCAUAUUCGAACCGCUGUGUGUCCGUGAUGUCUCGCAGUCGUAAAUUCUUUGAAAGAAUCGGAGCAUGGGAUCUAAUGCGCAAAGAAAGAUUGCAACCGUUUCAACAUAUUAUUGCUUAUGAUGGUAUAACUAAUUCAAAAAUACACUUUGAUCAACCAAAGGACAGGGAACCGAUGGCUUUCAUGGCGGAAAAUGUGAAUUUGCAAUACGGUUUAUUGCGGUCGAUUUUAAAAAGAAAGGAUCUCCAUCAAGACAAAUUUGAUUUUUUAGUCCCUUGUAAUAUUGAAGAAAUAACAAGAGAUGAGCAUACCAACAUACCUUGUAUACACACAUCAACUCAUGGAAUACUUCGCACACGAUUGUUGGUUGGCGCUGAUGGUAGAAACUCUAUAGUCCGCCGAUUUUCCAAGAUAGAAAUGCCUGGAUGGGCAUAUUCUUCGCAUGGUGUUGUUGGAACAUUAAGGGUUUCACAUAACAAUUUACCUUCGGUUGCUUUUCAGCGCUUCCUGCCUACGGGACCUUUGGCAUACCUCCCUCUUCCAGGAGACAAUGCUACUUUUGUUUGGUCUAUUCAUUCAGAACUAGCAAAGAAGUUGCUUGGUUUGCCUGAGCCUGUAUUCGUCAAACUUUUAAAUGCCGCUUUUAUCUUAGAUCAAGUUGAUUUAGAUUAUCUUUUAAAGAUGGACGUUAGUAAGCCUGAUAAUUUGGAAAAGCAGCUGGACUGGAGGAUUGAAACUAAGGGACGUUGUUUAUCAUCCGACAGACCUCCUCAAGUUACAGAAAUUGUUCCUAAUACACGUGCAUCAUUUCCUCUUCGUAUGGCUCAUGUCGAGGAAUAUGUAAAAGAGAAUGUUGCAUUGUGUGGUGAUGCUGCUCAUAAUACUCACCCACUUGCUGGACAGGGAAUGAACACCGGUAUACAAGAUGCUGAAGCCUUGACAAAUGCCCUUUCUUAUGCUAUCCAACACGGUCAAGAUCCUGGUAGUAUGUUCACGCUUCAGCCUUAUUUUAAAAAUCGUUACUUUAGGAAUCACGUUUAUCUAGGCACCGCCGAUAAGUUUCAUAAACUAUAUGCUUUCGAUAAUUGUUUUGUCAACGGCAUACGUUCGCUCGGCAUGUCACUCCUCGAUCGUAGUCCCAUGUUAAAACAAGCUGUUCUUUCCACGGUCGCCAAAGGAAUUUAGACGUUAUUCAGUCAAUGGAUCACUAUUGAUUAUGUUCACAGUACAAUAAUGAAAACCCAUGUAUUUUCUCAGUUUAUUAUCAGUUUUACAAUAAAAUGGGAGAACAUAUUUAAACUGCUUAGUUUUUGACAUGCUUGUUUAACUUACAUUACUCAACAUACGCUAAUAAAAUAAAAUAAAACGAUUUAUUUCAUUAAUUG